Diversispora eburnea is the source of this 357-nucleotide messenger RNA. NCBI's taxonomy places the organism in Eukaryota, Fungi, Glomeromycota, Glomeromycetes, Diversisporales, Diversisporaceae. The record is from the annotation of a GenBank genome assembly.
UCUUUAGCUACUAAAUUUGAACCAUCUCAAUUAAAUACUCGUCAUAAAGUAAGAUUAUAUGAAGUUUUACAUGGGUUUGCUUAUCUUACACAAUUUUGGAAAAAAUAUAUAGAUAGUGAUAUGGCAAAUAGGAUCUUAACAUUUUGGACUGGAUGUGAUCCUCAAUAUAUUCUUGUUGAAUUUGAUGAUUUUUCUCAAGGAAAGAAUUAUCCUUUUGAUAAUGAAACAAUUUAUCAAUUUGAAAAUAAUAUAUAUAAAUAUUGGUGUUGGAUUAAAGAUGCAUAUCUAGAAAUAGGAACAGUUACUUCUAGAAUUUUUGGUAUUUGUGUUAAUGCUGCAUCAGUUGAAAGAUUAUGA